CGGUCACUGGGUCAGGCUGUUCCUCGCGCCACGGCUCUGCGCUGCCAGUGGAAAGAGGAUUGGCCAGAGGGGUGACCUCUAAUCCUGCGCCAGGACGGGGCAGCGGCUUACUUGCCACUGAGCGUCUGCAGGACAGGGCAGCAGCAGCAGCAACACUCCAGCUCCUCUACAGUUGGCCUAAUUGAGAAACCAGUGACCAGUGGAAGAUGGCAAGCUCCUUCACCCGAAUGAUGUCCGGCCGCCACAGGGCAGUGCUGCUGGCCAGCCUGGGCGCUGGGGCCCUCACCGCUGGCUACGCCAUGACUGACAGUGCCGCCGCUGAACAGAGGAGGAAGAUCUACCCCCCCAGUUCGGACUACCCUGACCUGCGCAGACACAACAACUGCAUGGCAUCUGCUUUGAACCCCGCCAUUUAUGCCAAGCUGCGCGACAGACUCACCCCCAACAACUGGACCCUGGACCAGUGCAUCCAGACCGGCGUGGACAAUCCCGGGCACCCCUUCAUCAAGACUGUGGGCAUGGUGGCUGGAGAUGAGGAGAGCUAUGAGGUGUUUGCUGAUCUCUUUGACCCAGUCAUCACAGACAGACACAAUGGCUAUAACCCUCGGGUCAUGAAGCACCCAACCGACCUGGACAGCUCUAAGAUCACCUCGGGGGUGUUCGACGAUAACUACGUGCUGUCCUCGCGCGUGCGCACGGGCCGCAGCAUCCGGGGCCUGAGCCUGCCGCCCGCCUGCAGCCGCGCCGAGCGCCGCGAGGUGGAGCGCGUGGCCGUGCAGGCCCUGGCCGGCCUCAAGGGCGACCUCGCCGGCCGCUACUACAGCCUGGGCGACAUGACCGAGGAAGAGCAGCAGCAGCUCAUCGAUGAACACUUCCUCUUUGAUAAGCCCGUCUCUCCUCUGCUCACUGCAGCAGGGAUGGCCAGAGACUGGCCUGAUGGCAGGGGCAUUUGGCACAACAAUGAGAAGACUUUCUUGAUAUGGAUCAACGAGGAGGACCACACCCGAGUCAUCUCCAUGGAGAAAGGGGGAAAUAUGAAAAGGGUGUUUGAUAGGUUCUGCCAUGGCCUCAAAGAGGUUGAGAGACUGAUUCAGGAGCGAGGCUGGGAGUUCAUGUGGAACGAGCAUCUGGGCUACAUCCUGACCUGCCCCUCCAACCUGGGCACUGGCCUACGGGCGGGGGUUCACGUCCGCCUACCCAAGCUCAGCAAGGACCCGCGUUUCCCCAAGAUCCUGGAUAACCUGCGCCUGCAGAAGAGGGGCACUGGGGGCGUGGACACGGCAGCCACAGGCGACACCUUUGACAUCUCAAACAAUGACCGUCUGGGCAAAUCAGAGGUGGAGCUGGUCCAACUAGUGGUUGAUGGUGUCAACUACCUGAUUGACUGUGAGAAGAAACUGGAGAAAGGCCAGGACAUCAAGGUCCCUGCCCCCAUCCCCCAGUUUAGGAAGUGAGCCCUUUGUGGGUGAAACUGAGGGUCUUACAUGUGCUAAACUCAAUAAACCGUACUGAACACUA
Messenger RNA from Anguilla rostrata (American eel), 1518 nucleotides. RefSeq names its product creatine kinase S-type, mitochondrial-like. Gene Ontology annotation, biological process: phosphocreatine biosynthetic process. Gene Ontology annotation, cellular component: mitochondrion. The transcript has 10 exons. Bases 207 to 1454 code for a protein of 415 amino acids. Gene Ontology annotation, molecular function: creatine kinase activity. The record is from RefSeq and is a predicted model, not a curated record. Lineage: Eukaryota; Metazoa; Chordata; Actinopteri; Anguilliformes; Anguillidae.